Messenger RNA from Synchiropus splendidus (mandarinfish), 5509 nucleotides. RefSeq names its product inositol polyphosphate phosphatase-like 1a (gene inppl1a). Gene Ontology annotation, biological process: phosphatidylinositol dephosphorylation. Gene Ontology annotation, molecular function: protein binding; phosphatase activity. Bases 314 to 4075 code for a protein of 1253 amino acids. The record is from RefSeq and is a predicted model, not a curated record. The transcript is spliced from 27 exons. Lineage: Eukaryota; Metazoa; Chordata; Actinopteri; Syngnathiformes; Callionymidae.
CGUUCCCCGAGCUCCACUCUGGAUUUACAUACCCUGAUUUCCGUGGGACUUGGAAGCGACAGAGGAGGGCGGUGCGUCUUUCAGGAACCGAGGAAACGACCGCAAAUAGCGCAACUGAACAAGUUUCAGGAGGGUGUCCUACUCUUCGGUUCAACUCUCGACUUUUUAUCCACUCGCAGACCGAGCCACUUUCCCAGUCCCUCUUCCACUUCCCCUCCGCGGACCCGUUUCUUUUCGGCUGGAACGGUCUGGAAGUCUUCAGGGGGAGUCGGGAAGUUGAGCUACGCUGACGCCGGUUGGAAGGGCUGUGGCCAUGGCCGGGGGUGGUGGCGGUGGGGUUUCUCCAUUGGGGCCCGUUCCGCCGAUGUGGUAUCACCGGGACCUGAGUCGGGCUGCGGCCGAGGAGCUGCUCGCCCGAGCCGGGAGAGACGGCAGCUUCCUGGUGCGGGACAGCGAGAGUGUCAACGGAGCCUACGCUUUGUGUGUACUGUUUCAGAAGCAUGUCCACACUUACAGAAUUCUCCCCGAUGAAGAAGGUUUUCUGGCUGUGCAGACAUCUCAAGGCGUGCAGCCCAAACGGUUCAAAACGUUACCAGAGCUUGUGUCAUUAUAUCUGCAGCCCAGUCAGGGUUUGGUUACAACGCUGCUUUACCCUGUGGACAGAGAGGAAACUGCCAUCAGCGAUGACCGCGACUAUUCUGAUGGAGAGGAUGAGAAGCCCCCUCUCCCUCCUCGCUCCGCCUCUACCUCUACCCCACCGGGACCUGAGACUCCUACUGAAAGCUCCCCGGCAGCCAACGGCCUCAGCACCAUCUCCCAUGAGUAUCUGAAGGGCAGCUACGCUCUUGACCUGGAGGCGGUCAAGCAGGGCGCCUGCUCGCUUCCUCAUCUCAACAAAACACUAGUGGCUUCAUGCAAACGUCUUAAUGGGGAGGUGGACAAGGUUCUGUCUGGCCUGGAGAUCUUGUCCAAAGUAUUUGAUCAGCAAAGCGCUUUUAUGGUUUCGAAGAUGAUCCAACAGUCAGUGAAUCAGGGAGGAGACCAAGAGUUAGAGAACCUUGUAACGAAACUGGCCAUUCUCAAAGACCUACUGUCAUCCAUAGAGAAGAAGGCCCUAAAAGCUCUUCAGGACAUGAGUUUGUCUUCUCCCUGCUCGCUCCCUCCUCUCUCCAUGCGACACAGCAAAGCUAUCCCAGUCCAGGCCUUUGAGGUGAAACUGGACAUGUACCUUGCAGAGCUGACCAAGAUUGGCAAGAGUCAGAAGUACACUCUGUCCGUGGACGUGGAGGGUGGACGUUUGGUUGUCAUGAAGAAGGUGAAAGAUAGUCAGGAAGACUGGACCACCUUCACACAUGACAAAAUCCGUCAGCUGAUCAAGUCUCAGCGGGUGCAGAAUAAGCUGGGUAUUGUUUUUGAGAAGGAGAAGGACAAGAGCCAGAGGAAAGACUUCAUUUUCGCAAGUGCCAAGAAGCGAGAGGCAUUUUGCCAACUGCUUCAGCUGAUGAAGAAUAAACAUUCUCAUCAAGAUGAACCGGACAUGAUCUCCGUCUUCAUUGGCACCUGGAACAUGGGCUCCGUGCCUUCGCCUAAAUCUGUGGCUUCUUGGGUGUUGUGUCGAGGUCUGGGGAAGACUCUGGAUGAGAUGACUGUGACCAUCCCACAUGACCUGUACGUCUUCGGAACGCAGGAAAAUUCAGUGGGUGAUCGAGAGUGGGUGGAGUCACUACGGGUGGUUUUGAAAGAACAGACGGAACUGGAUUAUAAACUGGUAGCAUUGCAGACUCUGUGGAACAUAAAGAUUGCUGUGUUAGUGAAACCGGAACAUGAAAACCGGAUCAGCCAUGUGGGAAUGUCAAGUGUAAAGACCGGAAUCGCCAAUACACUGGGCAACAAAGGUGCAGUGGGUGUGUCCUUCAUGUUUAACGGAACGUCUUUUGGUUUUGUCAACUGUCACUUAACUUCAGGGAAUGAGAAAAUUGCACGGAGGAACCAGAAUUAUGUUGAUAUCCUGAGGCUGCUUUCGUUGGGAGACAAACAGUUGAGCUCCUUUGAUAUUUCUCUUCGCUUCACUAACCUUUUCUGGCUGGGAGAUCUCAAUUACAGGCUGGAUAUGGACAUCCAGGAAAUACUUAACUAUAUUAACAGAAAAGAGUUCGAGCCGCUGCUAAAGGUGGACCAGCUCAACCUGGAAAGGGAGAAGAACAAAGUCUUUUUACGAUUUGCUGAGGAAGAGAUUUCUUUCCCUCCCACCUAUCGCUACGAACGUGGCUCGAGGGACACGUACGUCUGGCAGAAGCAGAAAGCCACAGGGAUGAGGACGAAUGUUCCAUCCUGGUGUGACAGAAUCUUGUGGAAGUCGUAUCCAGAAACACACAUUGUCUGCAACUCUUACGGCUGUACGGAUGACAUUGUGACGAGUGAUCACUCCCCCGUGUUUGCCACAUUCGAAGUUGGAGUGACCUCACAGUUUGUCUCCAAAAAAGGCCUUCCUAAGUCUUCUGAGCAGGCCUACAUCGAGUUUGAGAGCAUCGAGGCGAUCGUGAAGACGGCCAGUCGGACUAAGUUCUUCAUUGAGUUCUACUCUACGUGUUUGGAAGAGUUUAAGAAAAGUUACGAGAAUGACAGUCAGAGCAGCGACAACGUCAACUUCCUGCGCGUGGGCUGGUCCAGCAAGCAGCUGACGACGCUCAAACCUCUUCUGUCCGACAUCGAGUACCUGCAGGACCAGCACCUGCUGCUAACUGUGAAGUCUCUGGACGGCUACGAAUCCUACGGAGAGUGUGUGUUGGCGCUGAAAUCGAUGAUUGGUAGCACAGCACAGCAGUUCCACACCUACCUGUCACACCGCGGCGAGGAGACAGGAAAUAUCAGGGGGUCCAUGAGGGUCCGAGUCCCUUCUGAGAGAAUGGGAACCCGGGAGAGACUCUAUGAGUGGAUCAGCGUGGACAAAGAUGAAACAGGGAUUCCAAAAGGGAAAUCAACAAUCGCGACCAGAACGGGACACGAAUAUGUGAAGCCAUCAGCGGUGCGUAAGCAGCUGGGGGAGCUGGGGAAAGUCAGUGAGGAAGGAGAGAAGACCAGCAAGGAGGAAAGCGCUGCGAGGCCCAAACAGGACCCCGCAGAUGGAGAUGCUUCAGUCAGCAAGAACAGCUACAACAAUCCGGCCUACUACAUCCUGGAAGGUGUUCCUAACCAGUCUGCAGCCGCCAUAUCCCCAGAGGCCCUCCACUCCCCGACCUCCCCUGCGCCUCCUAAAACUCCCGCUCCUGUGGCCGGGGCUCGAUCCAAGCCCCCCUGCCCUUCCGCAGCAGCCCCUCACAUCCGCAGACCUCUGACUGCUCACCCUGUCCGGGCCAUAAGUGAGGAGGGGUCUUCAGAGGACGAUGGAAUUUGCGCAGUGCAGGUAGGAGCCGCAGUUGGGACGACGCUGAAUCGACCUCCUCCGGACUUCCCACCACCUCCACUUCCCAAAGGAGCCUUAGAGAUGGAGACACCUUUCCCCAAACCUCGCUCUUUGUACCCGGAUCUAGCGGAGGUCAGGAUUCCUGCUGCAAGCUCUGCGGCACCCUUAGCUCUCGGUGAUGGUUUCAGGCGAGCAGGAGGAGGGGGAGCAGGAGCCGGAGCAGGAGGAGGACUGCUGGAUGACCAGUCCUGUUCUGUGCUUCAAAUGGCAAAGACACUCAGCGAGAGUGAGUUUUCUGGGCCCCCGCCUCGAGCUCCCUCCGCUCCACCGCCUCUCAGGGGACCUAUAAUGGGGUUAGGCUUGGAAGCCUGCAGGACUUUCCCGCCCAGGAGCACCAUCACAGAGAGCAUCGCUGAAGAUCUGCCAGAAGAGGCACUUUGGGGCAGCAGCAGCUCCUCUCUGUCCGUGGGGGAGUCCUCGGUGGGGGAGUGGCUGCAGCGGCUGGGACUGGAGCGCUACGAGCAAGGACUCCUGCACAACGGCUGGGACGACCUGGAGUUCCUCAGUGACAUCACAGAGGAAGACCUGGAGGAGGCGGGCGUGUUUGACCCUGCUCACAAACGAAUUUUGCUGGAAAGUCUACAACAGCAACUGCAGCAGCCACAGAAAUGAUCUGGGCCUCAGCUGCUGUGUGGGGCCACAGGAGGUGGCCAUCUCCCAUGAGUGCCGGACUGUGCCUUUGGAAAUUGCACUUGAGGUUUUUUUUUUCCAGUCAGAAACACUUAGUUUCUCACGUACUGUAAGUUCAGUUUUCCUAUUUACAAUGGUUGGAUCCGCAGCGUAACCUUCGCUUUGCUCUGAGCUUGAAGGACACGUGCAGAUGUUCUACGUCCUGUUGACGUAGCAGUUCUGAUCCGCUGCCUCCAGGUGGUGUUGGAGGAAGCGCAACUUUAGUGGACUCAAUGGAACUGCUCUUCACACAGUCUCAGGUAACCGCUCCACCACUUCCCUGAUGUUGUGUUGGUCUCUCUUGUCGUACGGUGGACCACUCUGAAAUUUACACCGCCCCACUUGGAAGAAGGUCCAGUGCUACUAAAGGUCUGAAGAAUGGGCAUCUGAUGGGAAUUGAAGUUGUUCAAACCUCUUAAAUGUGCAGGAGGACAGUGUGAGCUCCAGACAGUGUGAGGACCCUUGACUGAGGCAGGUGUACCUACAAUAUUAGUCGCAUGGUUGUGUGUCCGACUGGCGUUUCUCAGCAGAACUCUCAUGUUGUGCUUCGGAACUAUUCCCGUGCUGCUCAGCACCCCGGGGUGUGUUCGUGUUUCACGGUGUUGUUGGAAAGGGAAUAUAGAUCCGAUCAACCAAACACAAAGAAGAAUCCAGAAGUUGUGCUCUGGUCAACGUUUCUCACUUCCGUCUACAACUCAAUCAAGCCAAUCCUUUUUUUUUCCCAGCCCGUGACUGAUAUAUAAAUAUAUUUUUCUCACUUACGCUGCCUUUUUAUUUCGGCACAGCCAUGUAAUUCUCUGGUUUGACCAGGAGGUGACGCUGCUACACAACUUAGACUGAAAACAGCAGGGAAUCCAGAUUUAUAAUGACCUGCUCGUUUAUUUUUAAGUGAUGGUUUCUAAACAUUGAAUACCAGCUACCCGGAAAAUAGAUUGUAUGACAUGGAAUUUUCACAUCCUGUUUUCUAAGUCCUCGAUAUCGAUUUCUGAUUGUUUCUCUUGCUUUCUCCAUGUGAGCUGUUUGUGUGUGUGUGUGUUUUCAUGUAUGCUCGUGGACUCUUUAACACACUCCAUCUUUUGGUUGCAUUAAGUUAAUGUAAAUUACUAAACUUUUUUCAAUUAAAAUAUAAAGAUAGACCUCUGUAUUGCCUGUCAAUGAUUUCUGCAUUUUUGAGUGUCUUGUCAGUCAUCUAAUUCUUUUAGUUUUUAGGUUUUGUCACAGAUGAAGUCUCUGCCAAAAUGUGUGUGUUUUGCUAUCACAUCAGAUUUCUGUUUGUCUGCAUUUUAACGUAAUAUUUCAGGGCAGCCUACUGAUUUUUUUUUUGUGCGUGUGUUUUUAAUAUCGUUUAUUUUCACGUGAGAUAGUAAUCUCACUCUU